This is a messenger RNA of Colletotrichum truncatum, 1575 nucleotides long. RefSeq lists its product as uncharacterized. Gene Ontology annotation, molecular function: DNA-binding transcription factor activity, RNA polymerase II-specific; zinc ion binding. Gene Ontology annotation, biological process: regulation of DNA-templated transcription. NCBI's taxonomy places the organism in Eukaryota, Fungi, Ascomycota, Sordariomycetes, Glomerellales, Glomerellaceae. The record is from RefSeq and is a predicted model, not a curated record.
AUGCCCGUUGCAAAGGCUUGCGCGCCGUGCUACUACCAAAAGUCGAAAUGUACUUUCUCAGAAGGUAACCCGCAAUGCGACCGGUGUAUGAUGAAUGGCCGGGAUUGCGUCUUUGUGCGCCCCGUGCCGCGAUCGGCUGUCAAAGGCCGUUCCAAAGUCGCUAUACGGAACAAGAUCAUGGGUAUAAACGGCAAUGGCAAUGGUAACGUGCCAUGUCCUACGCCUGUUCCCCGAAAACCUAGCAUGCCUAGCAUAGUCUCGACGACAACGUCAGCCGUCACCCGCGUAAACCCAGCAUCGUGCGCAUCGUCACGAAAGCCCAGUGUCGCCUCUGUCACAUCGAAUGGCGCCGGCAGCCCGCCCGACGACACGUCCUCGGAAUCAUCGUCCGAUUCGGCUUCCAGCCCCCCGUCCAAAAUCCUCGAUUCCCUCAGCCCAUUUGGCAGCACGUUAGGUCGGUUGGAUCAUGUGGAACGGACGACACUCUCAAGGCUAUUGCACAAGUCCAACUUUAUGCAAUAUUUUAUCUCGCCGACAUUUGUCGACAGUAUGCAGCUCGACAUGACUGUCCAUUUGUUCUCCAUGUUUGACCAGGGCAAAGACGCCUACAUCGCAAUGUAUAGCGCCUUUGCCGCGGCCAUUGGACUGGAUACGGGCGAGUACGAUCCAGAUGUGAAUCUUCACCGAGGAGCAAUGGCCGUCGAGCAGUUGCGGUCAUGUCCUUUACCGACACUCAAGCGCGAAGAGCUGCUACCGUGGGCGGGACUGGGGCUGGGAAUCGUAUACUUUUCAAACAUGGCCCUCGGCACGAGCGCGGCACCGGUCCGUCGCUAUGUCCUGAGCCACAUCCGUCACCUCCUCGGAACAUCGCUGAUUUCCAGCGAGCGGACACAUUACAUUCUCGUUUUCAUGACGGCAGUCGACAUCAACGAGUGCCUCAUGCAACGCGAGCUGCCGGUUUGCGGGAUUGCUCCCCCGGAAGAUGGACACGUGGAUGCAUACCUGGGUGUUUGCAUGCCGUUACUACAGUAUUUGUACAAACUAAGCAGGAUUAGCUACAGCCUUUACCACGAAGUCGACGUCGACGAGCAGAAGCAGGCGCUGGAAGAUGUGCAGCAGGAAAUUGAGGCGUGGCAACCGCACAUUCCGCCAGACUUCACGAACCGAUUCACCACGAGCGAGGUCAUUCACAUGCUGGCUCAAAGCCGCAUCUACAAGACGGCAGCGCUUCUCUUCAUUCACAGAUUACGAUACAAGUUUGGCGAGAGGGACGACAUGGCAUCGGCAAUGGCAAAAAGCAUCAUGUCCGAUCUCAAGAUGACCCUGACGGUAUCGCAAGAGACGCAACGUUGCGUCAGCUUUCCCUACACUCUCGCAUCCAUCGAGGCGAAAGAUGCGGCCGAGAGAGAAACGGCGCUGGACACGGUGAAAUCGCUGAUGGACAGCUCCAACACCAAGUACCGCAAAAACAUGGAAGCUUUCCUCAAGGGCAUGUGGGAUGCCAGGGACGCCAACCCCGGCACGUCAUGGCUUGAUCUGGUACCUAAGCUUCCGCCGAUUUCGGUGGGCGUAUAG